Rubroshorea leprosula is the source of this 3144-nucleotide messenger RNA. The record is from the annotation of a GenBank genome assembly. NCBI's taxonomy places the organism in Eukaryota, Viridiplantae, Streptophyta, Magnoliopsida, Malvales, Dipterocarpaceae.
CACUCCACUGCUCCCUAUCCCUUCUCCUUCUCCUUCUCCUUCUCCAAAAGGUUUCCACUUUACUAUCUCUGCAGAAUCUCCUUUCUCCCCCUACGCAUUGCCUCCUUUUCCGAUAGAUAAACCCUGUUCUGUGACUGUGGUAGGAGAUGAGGGGUCCUUUAGGGGCAGUCAUAGGGAGGUACCCAUCAAGUGAUGGGAGUACCCAACUGGGAGGAAUCAUAAGGCACAACAGGAAAUGCAGAGAUGUUGCAUUUCUUGUUAUCUUUAUAGCAUUUUGGGUUGCUAUGAUUGUCAACUCUAGCUUUGGGUUCAACCAAGGAAACCCAAAAAGGCUUAUAUAUGGGCUGGACUACAAAGGAAAUGUGUGUGGUGACAAGAAUGCAAACCCUGGGCUGCGUCAAUUGGAACUUAGAUAUUGGUUGAAUCCAAACCAAGUUUAUCAAAGUGGCUUGAAGGACAGCCAAUUCAAAUUGGCCAAUGCUCGGAGUAUAUGCUUGUUAGAUUGCCCUAUCCCAUCAGAAGAUUCACUAAAUUGGGUCUGUGAUUAUCCAGAGGGGGAUAUCCGCCUUAGUAUGGAUGACUGGAUUGAUAGGAAUUAUGAUUAUUUUGAAUUCCUUACACCAGAAAUGCGAAACACUUCUCUUCAACUUCAGGGUCCAUGUUACCCGGUUAUCUUCCCAACUGUAAAUGUUUACUGGAGUUGCCAAUAUAUUGCACGUGCAUCAAACAUAUCUUUACGGCACUGGCAGCAGAUGGGUGGUGUGAAUAUCAAUGUGGAUAUUGUAAUUGAUAAAUCAAUUCAUAAAUCCAUCAAUUCACGGUCAUCUGUCUUAAAGCGAUACAUGGCUGAUAUUGGGAAGGCAUGGGGUGUAUUGAUAGUUUGUGGAGGGCUGUUGCCACUGUUUCUGUCAGUAAUUUGGCUGUUAAUGGUUCGACAUUUUGUUGCUGUGAUGCCUUGGAUAACAGUCCUGCUCUUUAACAUUCUCAUAAUAUCAGUUACAAUGUUUUACUACUUAAAAGCUGGAUGGAUUGGGAAUGGUGCUGUUUCACCUAUCAUUGGCGAGCAUGAUCCAUACAUACGGGUUUUUGGACGGGAACUGAAUCACCUCCAUGUUGCUGCUAUAAUUAUGUCAUUUUUUAUGGUUGUUUCCAUCCUUACAUCAAUUGCAAUUGUCCGCCGCAUCCUUAUGGCAACAUCUGUCCUCAAGGUGGCAGCAAAGGUCAUAGGAGAAGUUCAAGCAUUAAUAAUUUUUCCAAUCAUACCAUAUGCAAUUCUUGCAAUAUUUUACAUGUUUUGGAUAUCAGCUGCCCUCCAUCUGUUCAGUUCUGGUCAGGUUGUUCAAAACAACUGCAACACGAACUGCUGUGCCUAUGAUCUUGUUGCAAAACGGCUAAAUUGUGAUCGGUGCUGUGGCUAUGGCAUUCGUUACACCCCUCAUAUUGCUGUUGCCAUCCUUUUCCACUUGUUUGGAUGUUACUGGGCAACACAAUUUUUUAUUGCAUGCUCUUCAACUGUGAUUGCGGGUUCUGUUGCUUCCUAUUACUGGGCUCGUGGUGAAACUUCACCUGAGAUUCCAUUUCUUCCAGUUUUCUCCUCAAUGAAGCGGCUUAUAAGAUACAGCCUUGGUUCUGUGGCUCUAGGCUCCCUAAUCGUGUCCUUUGUGGAAUCAAUUCGUUUCAUUCUUGAGUCAAUUCGUCGUAAGCUGAAAGUUGCUGGUGCUACACCACAUAGUUGGUUUGGAAAAACAGCAUUUCAUACUUCACAGGCAUGUUUGAGAUGUGUUGAGUGGACCAUCAGAUCUGUAAACCGCAAUGCCUAUAUAAUGAUUGCCAUAACUGGGAAAAGCUUCUGUAAAUCUUCUGCAAUUGCUACGGAAUUGAUAAUAAACAACAUCCUUCGAAUUGGGAGAGUGAAUGUGAUAGGAGAUGUUAUUCUGACUCUUGGAAAAUUGUGUGUAAGCCUUUCAAGUGCCGUCUUUGCUUUCCUCAUGUUGGAUGCCCACCGUUAUAGGUCUUCUCAUAACAGGGUCUCAUCACCGCUGUUUCCUGUGCUGGUUUGCUGGGGUCUUGGUUACAUAGUUGCAACUCUCUUCUUUGCAGUGGUGGAGAUGUCAAUCGAUACCAUUAUUCUUUCCUUCUGCCAGGACUCAGAGGAGCACCAAGGAACUGCUCAAUAUGCUCCUCCCCUUCUGAUGGAAACCCUGAAUGACCAAGAUGAGAUGCAGAGACUUACUCAUUGACCCUAUGGGCCUACUCUAUAUCCCUUGAAUGUCUAGUUUUGUUUUACUAAAUAGGCAAACAUGGACUGAAUCUUUCUAGUAGUGCUCUUGCAUUUAUAGCAAUGUUUUCCCGAGCUUCAGCUGGCUUGAGAUAUUAAAAACCUUUCUGUAUAUAUCCUAUAAUAUCCAUUUCUGAACAGUUUGUUUUAUCUGUUGCUGAUUGUGCAAGGUAAAAGUUGAAUGACCAGGUCAACAAGUGCUGCUCAUAGCCAGCAAUAAGAGAAUGCGUCAACAGCAAGAGUUUGGCCGAGUUGUGUGCAAAACCAUACCAUUUUAGGGGAUCGAAGUUAUGGUAGAAACUUUUACACCGGAUAAGCACACUAACUUUUCAAGUACCAGAAAAUAAGAGAGCAUGUCAUAUUUCAUGCAUUGGAUCCUUCUAAUACAGGUCACAUUUUAAGGCAGGAUUUACCAGAUUAAUAAUAGUCUUGUUUACCCAUAUUUUUCCACAAUAAGUAGCAGUUAGUUAAAACCCUUCUACUCAAGUUAUUCCAAUUGGCAACAAGUGAAAAAAAGACGAAGUUUCAAAGAUGCAGUUAUGGAAGGACAGUUAUAGACCUGUUUUGUGUAGUUGAAAGUGUUCUGGUGAAAAAAAAAAAUGUUUCUUUGUCUUCUCAAUCUUUUCUUGAAUUUAUUUCUGCCAUAUGUAACGUCCCUUAUAGCCAAACGCCUGAAAAUGAUUUCACCUUUCUCGCCAAGGAAAUCUAAUGUUUGCUGGGUUCUUGUUUUUUGGCAAAACUUAGUCUUUUCGGGUUGAUCACAUCCACUUGAAUUUUCAUUGUCCCACCAUUGUCUUCCUCAGUCCAUUGGAUGGAUUCCUUCUCCAGUUGUUUGAUGAUCUGCAAAAGAAAUUCAGAUUUCGUGU